This is a messenger RNA of Ilyonectria robusta, 345 nucleotides long. RefSeq lists its product as uncharacterized. NCBI's taxonomy places the organism in Eukaryota, Fungi, Ascomycota, Sordariomycetes, Hypocreales, Nectriaceae. The record is from RefSeq and is a predicted model, not a curated record. Bases 1 to 345 code for a protein of 114 amino acids. The transcript has a single exon. Gene Ontology annotation, molecular function: oxidoreductase activity.
AUGGCAUCCACUUCGAACGUCACUGUGCUCUACCCAGCCCCUGCAGAAGGUGAAAAGUUCGACAUGGACUACUACGUAUCCACCCACCUAAAAAUAGCUACCGAGGCAUGGAAGGAUAUCGGCAUUGCGGGGAUUCAGUUCAUCAAUUUCACAGACGCCGUGGGCGGAAGCGCCUUGCCGUUUUCUGUUGCCGCCGUCGUAACUUUCGACAGCCCGGACGGUGCACGCAAAGCUUUGGUAGUCCCUGAGACGAAGGCAGUGUUCGAAGACGGGCCCAACUAUACCAACAUAACGCCGGUGGUGUUGUUGGGCGAUGUGAAGGCAAGUUGGGUUCGAAGCGAGUAA